Molecule: messenger RNA, 1389 nt
Organism: Centruroides sculpturatus (bark scorpion)
Lineage: Eukaryota; Metazoa; Arthropoda; Arachnida; Scorpiones; Buthidae
Exons: 3
Coding region: 1-1389 (462 amino acids)
Source: RefSeq, a predicted model, not a curated record
AUGAUAAAAUUCUCAGAGCUCAAAGGCACCAAUCCAAAAAAGAGACUUCACGACCUCGACCGCCACAUAAAAAAGUGCGCUAAACGAUGGCUAUACCUACCGCAGCGGGCAAGUCCUGAGCUCAUCCACCUGCCCUACGACCGAGGUGGCACCAACAUCACGCCCUGUAGCAGUCUUGCGGACAUCUGUCAACUUACGCACGCUGCCCACCUCUUCGACUCCAGGGACCCGACGGUCACCGCCAUUGCCCUAGGCACUCUACGCAACGUAGUAAGACAUCGCAUCCGUAGAGUGCCGACAGACGAAGACAUCAGAGCAUUCCUCGACGGAUCCAUGGAAGGAGACAUAGGCCUACCAUCGAAAGACAUCACCUCUUCUUGGGCCAGACUGCGUGCUGCCACAAGACGCUUGCGCAAAAACAUUGACAUCUCGUGGCACUACACGGGCACUUCAUUCGUCCUGACCACGGGUGGAAACAUCAUCCCACGGCACGCCUGUACCAAAGUUCUAACGGCCAUGGUGAAAUCUGCCGCCCUCCGCCAGCUGUUACAAAAGCCGGAUCAGGGUAAGUCAUUCCAUCUCAUUGCAGGUCACCCCACCAGCAACCACUUCCUUAGAGACGGGCUGUACACUUCAUUUGCGGACUGGCGAUUUGUACAUCGUGCCCGUCUCAGUGUGGUCCCGCUCAACGGCCUACGACGCUUUGGCAACAUGUCAAAGAAAUGUCGCCAGUGCAGUCACUCCAAUGAGACACUUGCGCACGUCCUGAAUCACUGUGGCCCUAACCUACGACUAGCGACACAACGCCACAACUCUGUCCUCAACCGCUUAUUCCACGCCAUCAACAACCAGGACUUAAAAAUCUUCUGUAAUCAGAAGAUCCCAGGGUUCGACGACCGCUGCCGUCCUGACCUAGUCACCAUCUGCGAGAGGACCAAGACUGCAACAAUCAUUGAUGUGGCCGUCCCCUUCGAAAACGGACAGAACGCGUUCAACGCAGCCAGGGACAUGAAAGUAAGCAAGUAUUUUGCCCUCACUCAACAUUUACGUCAACAGGGAUACGAUACUUAUUGCGACGCUUUCAUCGUGGGCUCCCUCGGCGGAUUCGACCCGGCCAACAUCUCUGUCAUUCAGCGUCUCGGCAUAAGCCGUAGAGGACUUCUCACGAUGAACGUGGAGAGCAUUAAGAACCGAUUUCGAGUUUGUACAAAUGAUGGCAUCUACCUUCUUGUGGGUGACAUGAUGGAAUGCCUGAAGGAUUGCGUACCCUUCUGCAGUGAAAAUAGUAGCCUCAGUACGCAGAGAGAAGUGAGCCGUGACAUUGCUUUUUGUGUGAACAAAAGCCGCUGUCACGGUGUUUCAACCCAUCACGCGCAACGAUGGUGUUAA